Molecule: messenger RNA, 4068 nt
Organism: Setaria italica (foxtail millet)
Lineage: Eukaryota; Viridiplantae; Streptophyta; Magnoliopsida; Poales; Poaceae
Product: pentatricopeptide repeat-containing protein At1g09900
Exons: 2
Coding region: 265-2802 (845 amino acids)
Molecular function (GO): protein binding
Source: RefSeq, a predicted model, not a curated record
ACUGCUACUCCUUCUCUGACGAAACUGAAUAGAGGAAGCCAUUGUGCUUCAGGUUCAGUGAUACUGAUGACCAGGAAAGGAGGUCCCUUUGCAGACCCAUGAGCCGCCGCUGUGGCGAGCCGACUGGCGCGCCGCCGCCGGGAGCUCCUUGGCCCGAGUGGCCACAGCACCCCAGCGUCGGCCAUUGACCGCCUCGUCCAGCACCCUCGUCCACUUGUUUCCGUUUCCCUCUCCCACCUCCUCCUCCCGCCGCCGCCGCGCCAGAUGCGCCUCCUCGCCGCGGCGGCGAGGCAACCCAAAACACCGCACCCUCUUCUCGUCGCCCUCCACCGCCUCCUCUCAACGGCUACCACCACCUCCUCCUACGAUCCAACCGCGCAGUUCCUCCAUCCCGACCACCGCCGCGUCCUCUCGCUGCCGGCGUCGCUCCGCCACGACGCCCUCCUCGCACUCGCGCGCCUCCUCAAGACCGCCCCGUUAUGCCACCUCGCCCUUCACGCCGUCAGCCCCCCACGCUCCUCUGGCUCCCCUUCCUCCACCCCACUCGCUGCCCGCUUCGCCGCCGCAUCCCGCCUCGCGGCAUCGGCGUCAGCGCUCCGCCCCUUCGCCGCGGUCCUCCUCGCGGCGCUCCUCCCGGCCGCCUCCCCGGACCUCCUUUCCUGGUCAUCCUCCUACGGAAGCACCGGCGGAAGCGCUCGCGUGCGGUACGCCGCGCUCCGGCUCGCGCUCCACGCGUUCCUCGCCGCGGGCAUGGCGGCCGAGGCGCUCCAGGUGCUCGCGCGCGUCCGUCGCUCCGGGAAUACGCCCAGCCUCUCCGCGCUGGCGGCAUUGCUGCGCCUUCUCUUCCGCAGCGGGGAGGUUCGCGCUGCCUGGAACGUGUUCGAGGAAAUGGCCACGAGGGGACCGCGCCCGAGCCUUGCCAUCUUCAGCGCCAUGAUCCUCGGGUUCUGCCACAGGGGGAUGCUGCGCGUCGCCUCCGGGCUGCUUGGGGUCAUGGAAAAGAAGUUCAGUAUCGUCCCGGAUGUGUGCAGCUAUAACAUCCUCAUCAAGGGGCAUUGUUUGUUUGGGUGGUCGGGGGACGCCUUCAAACUGUUUGAGGAAAUGCGCAGGGCAGGAUGUGAGCCAACGGUUGUGACCUAUAACAUACUGGUGGAUGUUCUGUGCCAUGAGGGGAGGAUGGUGGAAGCGAGGAGCCUGUUCGAUGAGAUGGCACAGGUGGGGAUCAAAGCAAAUACAAUCACCUUCAAUGUCUUGAUUGACGGGUAUGCAAAGACCGGACAGAUGGAUGAGGCCAGUGCGGCCUAUAAGGAGAUGAAAGUGAGGGGAUUAGUGCCGGAUUCCUGCACCUUCAACAUUCUUGCUGCUGGAUCCUACAAGUUUGGGCAUGCUGCCCAGUUAGUCCAUGACCGUGAAAUGUUUUGUUCAGAUACGGCUGAUGACUUGGAUGUGUUGGUCUGUAGGCUUUGUUGGGAUGGCCGAUUGGAUGGUGCCUGGGAGCUUCUGCGCGGUGCUAUUGAGCAGGGUGUUCCUGUUAGUGUUGCUGGAUUUAAUGCGUUGAUUGCUGCUUAUAGCAAGGAGGGACUCCAUGACGCAGCUUUUCAAGUAUAUAGAAUUAUGAACAAGUUGGGACUGGCACCUUCAACACAUACUUUUUGUUACUUGGUAAUGGGGCUGUGCAAUCAAGGAAGGCUUGAUGAGGCGCAGCUUGUUCUAGAACACAUGGUCAGUAAGGGAUAUUGUCUAAGCACAUCAUUUACUAUCUACUUGGAUGCAUCCUUCAGAGAGGGUGAUGCAGUCCGUGCUUUGAAAUGUUGGGAUGAUAUGGAAAAAAUAGGUCUGCAGCCUGAUUUUAUUGCCUUCUCAGCAUAUGUCAAUGGCCUAUGCCGAUUAGAUUAUGUGAAUGAGGCUUAUCAGGCAUUUGCUGAGAUGACAACAAGAGGACUUGUACCGAACAAUAUUACUUACAACUCCAUCAUAUCUGCAUUUUGUCGGGCAGGCAAUAUGUCUGAAGCUUUGAAGUUACAGCAGAAGAUGAGGCAGAGUGGCCUUGUUCCUGAUGUUUACACAAGCAACAUUCUAAUCGACGGUUUGUGCAGAGAAGGAAACUUGAAGAUGGUGGACAACCAUUUAUUGGACAUGUGCAGUAAUGGUCUAAUCCCGGACACAGUGACAUACAAUACGAUAAUCAAUGCUUAUUGCAGGGCUCAGGAUAUGAACGGCGCUAUGAAUUUCAUGAAUAAGAUGUUUGCAGCUGGUUGUGAACCAGAUAUUUUCACAUAUAAUAUUUGGAUGCAUAGCCUCUGCAGCAACCAUAUGUUGAACCAAGCAGGGAAGGUGUUAGAUGAGCUUGUUGCUAUGGGUUGUCAUCCUAAUUCAGUUACAUACAAUACAUUGAUGGAUGGCAUUUGCAGUGAUGUUCUUGAUCGAGCUAUGAUACUGACUGGCAGGCUGAUUAAGAUGGCUUUUCAACCAAACACUAUCACACUUAAUGUUUUCCUUUCUCAUUUCUGCAAGCAAGGGUUUGGGAAGAGAGCCCUUAUGUGGGCUGAGAAGCUCAGAGAAGAUUCUUUUGUUUUUGAUGAUGCUACUAGAAAUAUAAUUGAUUGGGCACAAAGGGAAAUGGAGAAUGAUCCCCAGGCUAACAACGAGGACAUAGAUAGGUGCCUGUUUCUCGAGUUCUUAAUGUUCAUGACAUAUGAGACUAUGCACAACAGCAGAUUCUCAAAGGCUAGGCAUGUGCCUACAGAUAAAGGUUCUGAUCCUGCUGGCACCAACAUGAUCAAAAUUUUGGAUGCUGGUUGAUUAAUGAAUUUUAUAACCACAUUAUUGGAAGAAUCUUUUUGAUAGUAGUGGUGCCUCUGGAAGGCUACCAUAUCACUACCCAAUACCCAUUGCUGUUCAAUAUCUGCUAUCAAUCACUUUUGACUGUUUGAGGUGAAAUUGGGCAUGAAAGAUUAUGAAGCCAUUUGCAAUGGGGAUUUGGGAACUGUCAAAUCUCUGAUCUGCUGUUCCAGCAUUUCCUUGCUAUGAAUUUUGGGUGCUGAUUGAUGGUCGCAUAGGCAGUGACAAUUUGCAGUCUUCUGCCCACCUCAUCCCAGCCACUGCUAUAUACCACCUCGAACCAGAACGGACAGGAACAACCCCCACCCAAAAUUGCAAUGUAAAGAAAUGUAGAGCCAGGGCAUGAGCUACCUGUUCUCUUGCACAUGGAUUUGUGCUGACGUUUGGAUUAGUUAUUCACAUGUGGCAGGAUAUCUGAUGCCAACCUCACUCUGUCAGCUCCUUUCCGUUACUGACUUCAGCUCUUAAAAUUAUUUGGGAAAUUUCCCAUAGCGUAUGGAGAUUUUUGACCCAUUGAUUAUGAAGUUUGCCAUGUUGUAGUGGCAUUAUAUGACUCUCAUAGAUUUUUAGCUCCUAAUAAUGUUUUGGUGAAACUUGACAAAGGACGAGAGUAUCUUUGUUGCUCCUGGUGCAAAUCUUCAGCCCCAACCGAAACCCUGCAGAGCGCCAAAACGACCACCCAAACCAUGCAACAAAGUGAUGAAUCUAAUAUUGGUACAGGCAUAUUUACUGAUGUACUAGUUUGCUUGUUAAGCUUGCAAACACUUUUAUAGAAGAAAACCCCAGGUGGCUCUCCUGACUCGAGGAAAGAGAAGGCAUAUUUUGAAGAAGUUGGUGCUUUUGAGCUCAUGGACCAGAGGAAUGGAGCAGGAGAGCUUGGAGCGGCAGAGCAUGUUGGGGCGGUGGCAUUGAUUGGCUGGCACCUGGCAUGGCUUCUGAAGUGCCCACUAUGUAGAUGAGUAGCUCAGGAAACUGAAACUCGAAGUGUGCCCUUUUCCUGGCAAAAGGAGGUCAAGGAACUUCCCAUCCAUUAACUUGCUUGCAGAUCGCAUGCUUAUGAGUUGAUGCUUGGGACAUAGAAUGCCUAGAGGUCGGUCGUCGUAGCAAACAUGACCUCAUUAAGCUUUUGUAAUUUUGUAAUUGAGUGACAACAUAGUUAUUGGGACUAAUGUUUUAUCUAGCAUGUACCUUGUAGGUUUUUUAGUCCCAAAAAUGCAAACCAAAUCA